AGAGCAUCAUGGAGGGCGUCGGCGGUUGCCCCGUCAGUGGAGGUGGAGUGGACAGAGAGGAAACAUUGGAAGGGAGAGAAAGUAUUCAGUGAAGAAUGAAAAGAAAGAGCGAAGACAGCCCGAGUCCCAAGAGACAGCGCCUUUCUCAUUCAGUCUUUGACUACGCAGCGGCCUCGCCAGCCCCGUCACCACCAAUGCGACCAUGGGAGAUGACAUCAAAUAGGCAGCCUCCUUCAGCUCGAUCAAGCCAACAUCACUUCUCAGGGGAACGAUGCAACACACCGGCGCGCAACAGAAGAAGCCCUCCUGUUAGACGCCAGAGAGCAAGAAGAGAUCGGUUGUCUCGGCAUAAUUCCAUCAGUCAAGAUGAGAACUACCACCUCGCCUAUGGACAACAACAAGCAAUAGAAGAACCGCGAGCCUUCCACCCACCGAAUGUAUCGCCCCGUAUGUUGCACCCAGCUGCUCAUCCGCCACAGCAGAACGCAGUGAUGGUUGACAUUCAUGAACAGAUCCACCAGGGGACAGUCCCGGUAUCGUACACGGUGACCACAGUGGCACCGCACGGGAUUCCACUUUGCACAGGCCAGCACAUACCAGCUUGCAACACGCAGCAAGUUCCAGGGUGCUCCGUGGUUUUCAGCGGGCAACAUCUCCCCGUGUGCAGCGUGCCUCCCCCAAUGCUUCAGGCAUGUUCUGUUCAACACCUACCAGUUCCAUAUGCGGCAUUCCCACCCCUUAUUUCUAGCGAUCCGUUCCUUUUGCAUCCUCCACACCUCUCCCCGCAUCAUGCUCCACACCUGCCACCUCCGGGCCAAUUUGUUCCCUUCCAAACACAACAGUCGCGGUCGCCUCUUCAAAGGAUAGAAAACGAAGUGGAGUUGCUUGGAGACCAUCUACCUGUAGGGGGCUUCACCUAUCCGCCUUCUGCCCAUCCGCCAACAUUGCCUCCCUCAGCCCCUCUGCAGUUCUUAGCGCAUGACCCUCUACACCAAGAGGUGUCCUUUGGAGUACCUUACCCACCCUUUAUGCCUCGAAGACUUACGGGACGCAACCGGUAUCGAUCCCAACAGCCCAUACCGCCGCCUCCUUACCAUCCCAGCCUGUUGCCAUAUGUGCUAUCAAUGCUUCCAGUGCCACCUGCAGUUGGACCCGCCUUCAGUUUCGAGUUGGACGUAGAAGAUGGGGAGGUGGAAAACUAUGAGGCACUGCUGAACUUGGCAGAAAGACUGGGAGAGGCCAAACCAAGAGGACUGACAAAAGCAGAUAUCGAGCAACUUCCAUCUUACAGGUUCAACCCAAACAACCACCAGUCCGAACAGACUUUGUGUGUAGUGUGCAUGUGUGAUUUUGAGUCCAGGCAGCUGCUUAGAGUUUUGCCAUGCAACCACGAAUUCCAUGCCAAGUGUGUCGAUAAAUGGCUUAAGGCGAAUCGUACCUGCCCCAUCUGCAGAGCUGAUGCUUCAGAAGUACAUCGUGAUUCAGAAUGACCAGUCUAAGAGCACAAUUCUGCUUUGGGUGUUCCUAGUCACAUGUGUAUAUAUCUAUACAUAUAUAUAUAUGAACUCUUCAUUGAACUAAACCCGUGGCUUCCAGCCUUCCCUUUUACACAAAAAAAAGGGUCAAUGGGACCUUUCUUUGCACUGUGUGAUUUAAUCAACUAUAAAGCUUAUAAUUAGUCUUCACAAUUAUGGGAUUGUUAUACUAACUGUGUGAUUGGAACUCCAAAGAUUUUUUUUUUCUCUUCUAGCUUAAUUUUGUGUGUGCACUAACAUUCCCUGGUUUUCGUGUGAUCAUUCCGAGUGUUGCUGCGAGAUUACCGUGGAAGUGAUCUUCUAGCAUGUGCUUUUAUUAAAAAAAAAAACAAAAGGAGGAAAAAAUAGGAAAAAAAUGUGGUAGCUCCAAAACAAUAUAGCAAUCUACCUUAUAUAGAGCCUUCAGAUACUGUGAGUGAGAGUAAAUGGUGCGGGUGUGUGCGUUGAUCGCAGGGUGUCUGUGUGUAUGCAGGGCACGCGCAAGUGCUUGAGCGGAAGUGUGCGCGCGAGAGAGAACUUAUAUACCAGCAUGUACUGAGGAUGUAUGUGUGUGUAGUAUUAAUUAUGCUGCAAUGUAUAAUCUUGUGUGUUAUUUAAACAGUACUAGUACUGUACACUGGUUUCUUUUCCUUGCGUUUCGCAGUUGCGCACUGAAUGCUAAAGGGUGCGGCAAUUAUAGGCAUUUAAUAUUUCUCUUCCCCCC
Molecule: messenger RNA, 2238 nt
Organism: Euleptes europaea (tarantolino)
Lineage: Eukaryota; Metazoa; Chordata; Lepidosauria; Squamata; Sphaerodactylidae
Gene: RNF38
Product: ring finger protein 38
Exons: 12
Coding region: 96-1490 (464 amino acids)
Source: RefSeq, a predicted model, not a curated record